Molecule: messenger RNA, 1566 nt
Organism: Penicillium cataractarum
Lineage: Eukaryota; Fungi; Ascomycota; Eurotiomycetes; Eurotiales; Aspergillaceae
Product: sugar porter family MFS transporter
Exons: 3
Biological process (GO): transmembrane transport; carbohydrate transport
Cellular component (GO): membrane
Molecular function (GO): carbohydrate:proton symporter activity
Source: RefSeq, a predicted model, not a curated record
AGAAACCACUCCGCCAUCAUGGGACAAGAAGGCUUCCUCAAGAAUUCGCGAGUGUAUAUCCUCACCUCGGUUGCCUAUAUGGGCUCCUUGUUGUUCGGAUAUGACACCGGUGUGAUGAGCUCAGUCUUGGCCCUGACCAGCUUUAAGACUGAUUUCGGCCUCCCUCUCGGCAGCAGCGGUUUCGCCUCGAGCAAGAACUCUGAAGUCUCUUCAAAUGUUGUCAGUCUCUUGACUGCUGGUUGUUUCUUCGGUUCCAUUGCUGCCGCCUUUAUCAAUGAUCGUCUCGGUCGUAGAUACUCGCUCAUGAUCUUCACCCUGAUCUUCCUGGUCGGAGCAGCGAUCCAGGUCGGCGCCCACCACGAGAUUGGAAUGAUCUACGGUGGACGUGUCAUCGCUGGUCUCGGUAUCGGUGGCAUGUCCAGUAUCACCCCCGUCUUCGUCAGCGAGAACGCUCCCGCUCGAUACCGUGGCCGUAUCGCUGGUCUUUUCCAGGAGUUCCUCGUCAUUGGAAGUACCUUUGCAUACUGGUUGGGCUACGGAGUCUCCCUCCGCAUGCCUGCCAACACGAAGCAAUGGCGUGUCCCCGUCGCUAUCCAGCUUAUUCCCGGUGGUCUGAUGUUCAUCGGCCUGUUCUUCCUCAAGGAGUCUUCCCGCUGGCUGAUGAAGCAGGGUCGCCGCGAGGAGGCCAUUCAGUCAUUGGCUUACAUCCGAAACGCGUCUGAAGACAGCGAGGAGGUCCAGAAGGAGAUUGCUGAGAUCUACGCUGCCAUUGAGGAGGAGACUGCUCUGACCGAGGGUGUCACCUGGAGGGAGUGCCUGCAGAAGAGCAACCGCUACCGUUUCUUCGUGGCCUUCGUAAUGAUGUUCUGCCAGCAAUUCUCCGGAACCAACUCCAUUGGAUACUAUGCGCCUCAGAUCUUCCAGUCGAUCGGUAUUAGCAGCUCCAACUCGUCGCUGUUCGCCACCGGUAUUUACGGAACUGUCAAGAUCGUUGCUACCGCUAUCUUCUUGUUUAUUGGAAUUGACCGCUGGGGCCGAAAGCGCAGUUUGAUGGGUGGUGCCGCCUGGAUGGCCGUGAUGAUGUUCAUCAUUGGCGCGGUUCUGGCUACUCACCCUCCUGACACGUCCUCUACCGUCGUCUCCAAGGCUUCCAUUGCCAUGGUGGCCAUGAUUUAUCUCUACGUUAUUGGCUACUCCUUCUCAUGGGGACCUACCCCAUGGGUGUACCUUGGCGAGAUCUUCCCUACUCGUCUGCGCUCAUACGGUGUCGGCCUUGGAGCUGCCACUCAGUGGUUGUUCAACUUUGUCAUUACCGAGAUCACCCCUCACGCCAUCCACAGCAUUGGCUGGAAGACCUUUAUCAUGUUUGGUGUCUUCUGCACUGCUAAUGGAAUCUUCGUCACUUUCUUCGUGAAGGAAACCAAGGGCAAGACCCUGGAAGAUAUGGACCUGAUCUUCGGUUCUAUUACCGAGGAACAGCGUCGUGCGGACGUUGAGAACACUUUGCACAAGAACGAGAUUCAACAUGCAGAGCAUGUUGAGGAGGAGACUGCUGAUCGCAGAUGA